CACUUCCUGUUUGGCUCAGUCAGCUGUCACCAUCUGAGAGGCGAGAAGAAGAAGAAGAAGCAGCAGCAGCAGCAGCAGCAGCAGCAGAAGAAGAAGAAGAGGGAUCAAAGACACAACGCACGCACGGGAGCGAAGAUGUCGAGUUUCUCCGGCAAGUUCGGCGCGUACACGAUGACACAGCUCAACGAGAUGCUGGAGGACGACGACAAACUCACGACAAUGGUGCAGGAGAUGGACGAGAUGCAGGACGUCCAGCAGAGCAAAGCGAAGACGCUGGUCAACAACCGGACCCUGGCCGAGCAGAACCUGGACCUGCAGCCCAGACUGGAGCACAAGAAGGAGCAGCUCACCAAGCGCUACAACUGCCUCCAGGAGAACUUCGAGUCCUAUCAGCUUCGCAAGUCCACCCUCGACCACAAUUCAGGCAACACCUCCCUGGACACGUUGCUGGCCCUGCUGCAGGCGGAGGGAGCCAAGAUCGAAGAGGAGACGGAGAAUAUGGCCGAUUCGUUCCUGGAUGGCGACAUGACACUGGAUGCCUUCAUCGACGCCUAUCAGAGCAAGAGGAAGCUCGCCCACCUGAGACGGGUGAAGAUCGAGAAGCUGCAGGAGAUGGUGCUGAAGGGCCAGCGGCUCCCCCAGGCGUCGGUGCCUCCCUCUCGGUCCCAGGACGUAUCGGCGGCCGGCUCCUACCUCGUCGACGGCAGCAACGGCUCCUCCCCCGUCGCUCAACCCAGGAGGCAACCUCCUCCUCCUCCCUCCCAGCCAGCUCCAAUUCUCCAUCCAAAUCCGUCCCCGGCCGCUGCCUACCAGCCUCCCGUCUUCUCCUCGGCGAUGCCGUACCCGCCAAUCCCUCCCCGAACGGGCCAGCCCUUCCCCAGCGUCCCCUCUGGCUACCCCAGCCACUUCCUAUCUCAGUAUCCCCCGGCUCUGCCGCAGAGGCCCUCGCCCCGCAUGACCCCGCAGCCCGGGUUCAUCAUGCAGUAGAUGAAGUCAGUUUCCACUCGGAGGUCGCAGUGCGUGUCGUGGACUUCUCACCACUGGGACCCCUCUGAGAACUGAUUGUUUUCUGUGUCGUCCGCCUUCUUGGAUUACGACCGAUCCCAACACAAGAAGGCGGACCCGCGCCUGCCUGGUCUGGUCGCGUCCAGAUCUCCCAAUAAUCUCUGUGGAUCCGUGCUCACCUCUUCACUCCCAUCAACACUCCCAGCUAACAAAACAGACGGGAAGAGAUCGGCCUCCACUCUCCCUCCGGGGGGAAGAGCCUCCCCCCCGCAGGUGUCAGGCUACGGGUCAAUGAGCCGGGACUUGUCCUUCAUCGGCGCUGUCCGUCUCUAGGCGGCGCCCCUGCAGCUCCGCCGGCCCGUUACUUUUCAGUCUCUCCGCUCCCUUCACACAUAUUCCUCAAGCUUUUUUUUAAGGAAGCGUUUUAAUCACUCCAAACAGGGUUCGACUUGUCUUUUCCACCUGCAGCGUACUGAUUCACUGGUAUUGUAUAUGCAAACAAAGAGACCCUGAUUACUGUGCAGUUCUGAUGAGAAUUUCAUUUCCCAGAAAAUAUAUAUAUAUAUAUAUAUAUAUAUAUAUAUAUAUAUAUAUAUAUGUAUAUAUAUUCAGCCGAACUGCAUCUAUGCUGUGAUUUUUUCUUCUUCUAAUUAUGUAUAUAUAUAUAUAUAAACAUUCACAAGGUACAUAGAAAUAUUUCAAUUUCAGCAUCUUUUUAUGAUCCAGUACUAAUGGAGUUAUGAUAAUAAUGAUAGACUGAUUAACGUGUAACGGGAGGGCUUCGGUCAGCGUGUUCAAGAUGGCUGACUCCCGCACUCGAUCCGUCUCAGGGCGGCCGGAGGAGAGCGUCCGUAAACUGAUCACUAAGCCUUUGGAGCCUGAGAUGAAGGAUUUGUGUACAGUACGCUUCACACGCGUGUUGUUGUUUUCUGUGGGUUCGUGUCAAUGAUGAUGAUGAUGAUGAUGAUAAUGAUGAUGAUACAACACUCCUCGUUUAUGAUGUCCACCGUGUAUAACGCCCUCCGACGGGACAGUUCGUUGGUCCUCACACACGCGGUUCUGUUUGGUUCUCUGCAACACCGGGCACCAAAGACUUCCCACGGCACAUUCGGUUCAAAGUGUUUUGCUUUUUUUGAAUAUACAUAUUUACAAGUGAACCAUUUAGUGAGACACUCCUGACGUAUCCUUUCGUGUGUUCUUGAGCUGAAACACUUUGCGAGAUUUGUUCAAAGUCGGUCUUGCAAUGGGAAGAAACUUCUUCUUUCCUUUUUGUUUGUUUUUUUAAAUUCUGGUGCGAACCCCCUCCUCUCUACUGCUGUCGCUGUGCACUGAAGAGCCACGAGUGCCUACGUUCCGAAGUGACGUUGAUCACGUCCUGCUGAUUUCUACAUGAUUCCUCUAUGCUCAGAAGUAGAGAUUAGCCCCCCCCCCCCCCCCCCCCCCCCCCCCCCCUCCAUCCCGUGAAAUGAAAAACUGACCAAUUCCUCCCCUGCUCUUGAUUUCAGAAGGUAGAAGGUAGAGAACAAAAAAGGGGGCAGUGCCUCGCCGUCGGGUUCUGCUGAAGGCCCCGCAGAGAGACGAACUGUCCACGUGCCAGAGAGACGAGCGGCGCCCGCGGGGGCCGCGAGCCGAGCGGCGCUGGUGCUUCUCUUCCAUUUCUUCCUCCGUUGUGUCGGGGUUUGCCUCGGGGGUGAAUUCAGACACCUAUGCAUGUCUCGUCGACGUCGCCAUUGCUGUUCCUUGACUCCUUUUUUGUUUCACUUGGGUAAAAAUAACAGGGCUCUUAAAUGUUUCGCCUCAUAUCGUUGGUGAUUGUGGCCGCGGGAGGAGCGGCAGCUCAGCCAUCGGGUCGUUGGCGAGUGCAUGGCCUCCGCUCUCUGUUCAGGCUGAAGCCUCCUCUUCGGCACUUGUUCGUUUCUUUCUUCUGGCUGUCGAGCUGCUUUUGACAUUUUUAACUGAUCCACUGUAUCCAUGGUUUUAUAUGUGGUUGGUGAUGUUUUCAUUGUAGUGUUGUAGGUUAUAUUUCCGUUUAAUGAAUGUUCAAGUGGAAUUUGACGCUAUUUUCAAAGUUCAAUAAAUCUCCAAUUUUUGUA
Scophthalmus maximus (turbot) is the source of this 3098-nucleotide messenger RNA. It is a transcript of the gene vps37ba, whose product is annotated as VPS37B subunit of ESCRT-I a. The transcript is spliced from 4 exons. Gene Ontology annotation, biological process: protein targeting to membrane; protein targeting to vacuole; ubiquitin-dependent protein catabolic process via the multivesicular body sorting pathway. Bases 136 to 987 code for a protein of 283 amino acids. Lineage: Eukaryota; Metazoa; Chordata; Actinopteri; Pleuronectiformes; Scophthalmidae. The record is from RefSeq and is a predicted model, not a curated record. Gene Ontology annotation, cellular component: ESCRT I complex.